Messenger RNA from Cydia pomonella (codling moth), 1364 nucleotides. RefSeq lists its product as uncharacterized. NCBI's taxonomy places the organism in Eukaryota, Metazoa, Arthropoda, Insecta, Lepidoptera, Tortricidae. The record is from RefSeq and is a predicted model, not a curated record. The coding region runs from base 300 to 1265 and encodes 321 amino acids. The transcript has a single exon.
UCCAGCGGUGAAGAUAAUGUGGAUUACACUUUUUUUUUCUGCGCGCACCGCUCGAUCGAGUUGGACGUGUGUCAGUCGUUUUCUACAAUAUUAAUAAAUUUAUAUUUUGAACGUGUUACUAAUAGCGACCUUAAAGCAAGUGAUCUGUAGUUUAAAGUGCUUCGCAUUGUGCUGUGACUUACGCUAUUCUAUCAACAAUAAGUGCAACUAGCGAUAACGUGCGGCUGCUCGGUACAUACAGUUGUGUUCUUCAUCUCGCUUCUGCACCUCUUUCGAACGACUCAACAACCACUCUCAAGAUGGGCGAACCGCGCUCCCCUCAAGUACCGCGCCACGGGUCUAAUAUAACUGGUUCUAACCCAGACCUAUCCACAUUCGACUCGACGUCCGACCCACAAAAUAUAACGUUGCGUAAAAGGAAGAUUUCUGCCUUAGAUUGCGAAUUAACUCAAGAAAUCUCUCAAAUCAGAACUGAAAUGUCAACAUUUUUAAAAGACUUCAAAACAGCUAAUGAUGAAUUCAAAUGCACCGUGAGGUCGGAUCUCGUGGAGAUUAAAGACCAAGUGAAAACAAUUUCCUCAAAACUAACCUCAAUGAGUUCGGAGCAUGAGAAAUUCAAAUCUGAACUAACUGAACUGACUAAAUCUAUGGAAUUUCACUCGAAAUCCCAGGAUGAUUUAGUACUCAAAGUUGAAUCGUUGUCAACAAAGAUUACCAACAACGAUAUUGACAUGGAAUUAGCUGAUUGUAAAUCUCAAAUUGCUGGAUUAAAAAUGGAGCUCAAUAUCUCCCAACAAAGGGAACGAAUGAACAACCUGGAAAUCGGUGGAAUCCCAGAAAAAAAUAAUGAGGAUCUUCCUGCUUACCUACUCGCCAUUUGCAAUGUCCUGGGUGUAGCCAUCUCAAAGGACGACAUUAUCCACAUUCACCGCGUUCCCACAUACUUACCUAACGUCCCAAAAAACAUCAUCGCGAAAUUAAGGACACAAUUAUUAAAGGACACCAUCAUAUCAGCCAUCCGAAAAAAGAAGGGUAUCUCCACAACGGACAUCGGAAUAACAUCACUUGAAAAACCGAGGAAAAUCUUUGUAAAUGAACACCUAGCCCCAUUUUUCAAAAAACUUUACAAAAAGACCCGUGACAUUGUGUCAAAAUCUGACUUUCAGCAUGUGUGGGUGAGGAACGGGAAGAUUUUUGUUCGAAAAAACGACAAUGCGCCAUUGAUAAAUAUACAAGAUUACAAAGACCUAGAAAAAAUCAAAUGAUUUUGUUACCGCUCAUAGUGCUAACUUAUAACACUGGUAUUUAUUUUAACACAAAACUGAGUAGGUUUAGAUAUGCUAAUUGUUCUUUAAAGUGUAGAA